Neltuma alba is the source of this 1926-nucleotide messenger RNA. Its product is annotated as LEAF RUST 10 DISEASE-RESISTANCE LOCUS RECEPTOR-LIKE PROTEIN KINASE-like 1.1. The record is from RefSeq and is a predicted model, not a curated record. The transcript is spliced from 4 exons. The coding region runs from base 1 to 1926 and encodes 641 amino acids. Gene Ontology annotation, biological process: protein phosphorylation. Lineage: Eukaryota; Viridiplantae; Streptophyta; Magnoliopsida; Fabales; Fabaceae. Gene Ontology annotation, molecular function: protein kinase activity; ATP binding.
AUGGUUCUACCUGUCUAUUUGUCCGUCUUCUUCUUCUUGUUCGCUGACCAUUCUGCUUCAGCGGAUGAGUGCCCGAGUUUCUUUGACUGUGGGAAUCUGGUCAAGCUCCGAUUCCCUUUGACCACUCCAGAACGCAAAGACUGUGGGAUGUUGCCGAUUCAUGGCUGUGAAGACCCCAACGCUGAGAAAACCGUGCAAUUGGGGGCAAAAAUGUUUCUGGUGACGAGAGUAGGCAUUUCCAAUACUGAAGUUUUCAUUAGAGACGCAGAUUUACAGAAGCGUUGGGUAAAUGAUGGUUGUGAUGCCUUGUGCUGCAAUAUUACCCUUCCUCCAAGCUCGCCCUUGGGUUCCUUUAAUAUGUCGCCAAGUAUGGUCAUGUACAAAUGUAAUAGUUCGCUCAAUUACAGCCUUCCAAAGCAAUUCUUGAACUAUACAGGAUGUGGUCAGAGUAAGAAUGAGACCAUCUUCUUCAGCACGCAAGAUGAAGAUGAUACUCCAUCUUCUUUGGCAGCAUGUCCGAGGGUUGAAGUUCCAGUGAAUACGAUGGCUUUCUCUGCUGAUCCAUUUACAUUCAUCGCCUCUGAAUUCCCCGUUACAAUUCAGCUUUCUAAUGACUGUGCUUCAUGUGUUUCUGACAAAGGGAUAUGCAGGCUCAACAGCACUGGAGGAUUUUAUUGUUCCAAAUUCAAAGAACAUCGAAAUACAAGACGGGCUUGGAAGUUGGGAUUGCUAAUAGGUGUACCAAGUGCAACUGUUGUGAUUAUAAUUGGUUUGGUUGUUAUUGUAUUGCGGAACAAACGAAGACACAAGUCUUUGGGCCCACAAAAUCAGUCAAGAACCAUUGAAUCUGAUAAUACUCACUCAAAUGUAAUCCUAGAAGGUAGACACAUCUACUUUAAGUUCCCUGUCUUCUCCUAUGAGGAACUCGAAGAAGCAACAAACAAAUUUGAUCAAUCAAGAGAACUUGGCAGUGGAGGUUUUGGAACUGUUUACUAUGGAAAACUUAAAGAUGGACGAGAAGUUGCUGUUAAGCGGCUGUUUGAGCGCAACUCAUGUGUACAGCAAUUCAUGAAUGAAGUUAAGAUUCUAACACGCUUGCGGCACAAAAACCUUGUGUCACUUUAUGGCGGCACUUCCCGUACCAGUCGUGAACUGCUCCUAGUCUACGAAUAUAUUCCAAAUGGAACUCUUGGUUGUCAUCUUCAUGGAAAUCUGGCAAAACCUGGUUCACUAUCGUGGCCCUUGAGGAUGAGGAUUGCCAUAGAGACAGCAAAUGCAUUGUCCUAUCUCCAUGCUUCUGGCAUCGUUCACCGCGAUGUCAAAUCCAGCAACCUUCUUCUAGAUCACCAUUUUUGUGUCAAGGUUGCUGACUUUGGUAUUUCCAGAUUGUUUCCCAUGUUUGUGUCUCAUGUCUCCACGGCUCCAGCAGGAAGCCCAGGUUAUUUGGACCCCGAAUAUUACCAAUUCUGUGAGCUUACUGAAAAGAGUGAUGUUUAUAGUUUCGGAGUCGUGCUGAUUGAGCUCAUAUCUUCUAAGCCAGCUAUCAUUGUUACAAGGACCAAGGAUAAGAUUAGUUUGGCAAAUAUGGCAGUUAAGAAGAUUCAAAGAAGAGCAUUUACUGAGUUUGUAGAUCCUUCCCUUUGUUUUGAGUCUGAUGACAAGGUUAAGGAGAUGAUAAUCUCAGUGGCAAACUUAGCUUUUCAAUGCCUACAAAGGGCUAGAGAGCUAAGACCUUCCAUGGAUAAAGUAGUGGAGUUUCUCCAUAAAAUUGAAAAUGGUAAGGAUGAUUAUCUAAAGCACCUAGAGUUUCAUGGUGCUCGGUUUUCGAACUGGGAGAUACAUACAUCUCUCCCAACCUCACUGCUUUUGGAUGGAGCUAGAUCAAUGAACGACUCAAUGCCACAACUCCCUCCCCGUACAGUAUGA